Messenger RNA from Perkinsus marinus ATCC 50983, 1050 nucleotides. RefSeq lists its product as hypothetical. The transcript has a single exon. Bases 1 to 1050 code for a protein of 349 amino acids. The record is from RefSeq and is a predicted model, not a curated record. Lineage: Eukaryota; Perkinsozoa; Perkinsida; Perkinsidae.
AUGAUACUCCUCGGUGCAACAUUCUACACUGUAGCGUCUCUGCUGCUCUUCCGUCUGGUCUUGGGCCGUCAUCUACCCAGUGUUGGAGCAACAACCCCUACGUUCCUUACUAUAGAUGAGUACGACGAACUAUUGCAGAGUCAAGGUUUGCUGGACGUAACAGACACGGGCGACGAUGUCGAAUCGAGAUAUGACAUCGUAGAAGAGAUGGGUGACGAAGUCGACUCGAUAUACGAUGCUGGUGUCACCGCUGAUGUCCCUGUCGAUGUUUACUGCAACUUCCACGAUGACAAUAACGGCUUAUGUGUCUCCAAAGAACUGGGAGGUGACUUUACUGACAUUUUCAUGUACAACUCGACCGGCUCAAGUGAGAGUGUGAUUACCCGAAGUUGCGAAGUGGCAACCUAUCCGUCUAUCGCCACCCAGGUCCGCACGAACAAGAUGAAGAGUCCACACUCAGCCAGUGCUCUAGACAAGCUCAAGAACAAGCUCGGCAAGGCGGUCGAUAAGAUUCGUUUCAGCGUUGUUGAGGCUCCCCAUGAUAUCCAUCUCAUAGUGCUGUCUUGUGAUAUCGAUCAGCCUACCAUCGAUUUCACUACUUCUAUUCUCUACCAAAGCGAUACUCCCAAAGACCGUCGUCCGAUUUCCUUCGACCUUGUUUUCAGAGGUACGGUUGAGGACCAGCAAAGGAAGUACACUUUCGAGAGAAUCCACGCCCGAGACUUCCCGUAUCAAGAGCACACCUCCUACAAGAGUACUGAUCCGAGAUAUCUAGCACGCUUUUCAUCGCGUGAAUCAAUGCGUCGGAAACGUUCUUGGUACAAUUUUUUCGAUGGCGACAAACGAAUAACAAUGAAGGUCGCCUCGAAGGUCUCUACUGCAACCGAGCACUACACUUCGUAUUCUUGGAACUCCUCAGAGUACGGCCGCGGCACUGCUUUUACGUUCGCUCUACCUUCAUAUUCGAGGAAGAGACUCUCUGAGAAGAAAUUCCUGAGAGCUAUGGCGGCAUACUAUCGUGGAAAGUGGACUGUCCUGCGUUCAUAUUGA